This is a messenger RNA of Dentiscutata erythropus, 1431 nucleotides long. The record is from the annotation of a GenBank genome assembly. Lineage: Eukaryota; Fungi; Glomeromycota; Glomeromycetes; Diversisporales; Gigasporaceae.
AUGAUUUUAAAGAAUAUUUCAUCUCUGGUCUUUCGUUUAGUUUUAAUAUUUUUAUUACUUACAAAUGUAUCAUUUUCAUCCCCAAGGAACAUUUCUCCUUACACUAAAUCUUUAAACAAAAGAGAUAGUAAAAAAGUUUAUAAUCUUACUAUCUCUGAAGAAAAAUUAGCUCCUGAUGGUUUUACUCGAGAAAUGUUCGCUAUAAAUGGUCAAUUUCCUGGUCCUCUAGUUGAAGUUAAUAAAGGUGAUACGUUAGUUUUCAAUGUCUAUAAUGAUUUAAAUGAUGAGACUUCGAUCCAUUCUCAUGGAAUGUUUCAACGCGGGACUCCUUGGUAUGAUGGUGUUCCCGGGCAUACUCAGUGUGGUAUUCCAUCAAAGAAAACCUUCACCUACGAAUUUAAAGUUGAUCAAAGUGGGACUUAUUGGUACCACUCGCAUUCAAAAGCACAAUAUAUAGAUGGAAUUGUUGGUCCCCUUAUAGCUCACGAUCCAGAUGAUCCUUAUCUUGAAGAGUAUGAUGAAGAAAUUGUAGUAUUGUUACAAGAUUGGUACCAUACUGAUGCUAAAACCUUGUUGCCUCAAUUCUUGAGUCCUGUAAGUCAAGGAAAUGAACCAACACCCGAUAAUGGUCUGAUUAAUGGAAAGAACUCUUAUAAUUGUUCUUGGGCAUCAGAAGGCAGCAAUUGCCAUCCUAUGGAUGUUAUUGAAGUUGAAGGGAUGAUGACAAAACGUCAAACAAUCCACCGUCUCCCAAUUAAUAUAGCUCAACGCUAUUCAGUUAUUGUGACAGCCGAUAAACCUAUAGGAAAAUAUUGGAUGCGUGCAGAAAUGGAAACUGCUUGUUUUGCCAAUGAACCUAAUACACUAAAUUCUCUCGUAAAAGCUACUGUUAAAUAUGAAGAUUGUGACGAUAAUGAUAAUACAAAUUCGACUGCUUGGACUGAUAGUCAAGAAACUUGUAUUGAUUUGGAUACAUCAAGUUUAAUACCUUAUCAAGAACAAACUAUUCCAAAUGUUGACUAUAAGUUAACAUUAAAUGUCAGUUUUUAUCCAGAUGCUACAGGUGUCGUCAUAGCACACAUAAAUGAUUCAAGUUAUGUAAUAAAUGAACAAUACCCUACACUUCAGAAAGUAUAUGAUAAUGUAACGAAAUUUGCAACUGAUCAAAAUGUUUACAUAAUCGAUAAAGAUGAAGUUGUCGAUAUUAUUUUGUUAAACAGUGACACUGGUGAACAUCCAUUCCAUCUGCACGGUCAUGUAUUCUGGUUACUUGGUGUCGGUAAAAAUGGUACAAGUCCAGAUUAUGAUUCUGUAAAUACUAAAAAUCCGAUACAACGUGAUACUGCAUCUGUUCCUGCUGGAGGAUGGCUCAUCGCUCGAUUUGUGUCAGAUAACCCUGGUGUAUGGGGAUAUCACUGUCAUAUCGAGUGA